Molecule: messenger RNA, 1778 nt
Organism: Trifolium pratense (red clover)
Lineage: Eukaryota; Viridiplantae; Streptophyta; Magnoliopsida; Fabales; Fabaceae
Product: double-stranded RNA-binding protein 2-like
Exons: 3
Coding region: 248-1474 (408 amino acids)
Molecular function (GO): double-stranded RNA binding
Source: RefSeq, a predicted model, not a curated record
AUUACAAAACUAAUAUUAUUCCCAGCAAUCACUAAUUACUUUCUCUUCUCUACUUUCUUCUCCUUUCCCUUUCUCACUCCUCCACUUUCUCUCUCUAACUCCUCUCUCUCAUUCUCACUCUUCCUUCCCGGAACCCUAAUUUCAUCUCCGAUAACAAUUUCCGGCAUCUCCGGGACCGGGUCUCGCCGGAGAACAAAACGACCCGAUCUAUUUUCCGUCAAACAUUGUAACAGUGAGAGAUCGGAAAAUGUACAAGAACCAGCUUCAAGAGCUGGCGCAGAGGAGCUGCUUCAAUCUUCCUUCAUACACUUGCAUUCGUGAAGGUCCUGAUCACGCUCCAAGGUUUAAAGCUACCGUUAACUUUAACGGCGAGAUCUUCGAGAGUCCUCACUACUGUUCAACUCUCCGUCAAGCUGAACACUCCGCUGCUGAAGUUGCUCUCAAUUCGCUUUCACAUCGUGGUCCUUCUCACUCUCUCGCUGCUAAGAUUCUCGACGAGACUGGAGUCUACAAGAACCUCUUGCAAGAAAUUUCACAACGAGUCGGGGCUCCAUUGCCUCAGUACACAACAUUCAGAUCAGGCCUAGGACAUUUACCUGUUUUUACUGGGAUAGUAGAAUUGGCAGGUAUCACUUUUACUGGUGAACCUGCCAAGAAUAAGAAACAAGCCGAGAAGAAUGCAGCUAUGGCAGCUUGGUCUUCUUUAAAGCAAUUGGCAAAAGAGACUGCUAGCUCUUCAACUGAACCUGAGAACAAUGACGAAUUAGAACAGAUCACCAUAGCACGGGCUUUGCUGAACUACCGUCUAAAAGAAAAGAUGGCAAUGUCCAAUCCAAAUGCUCCGAUUCCAUUUCAGAAAAAGUUUCAGAUUCAAAAUAUCAGGCCGACUAGUUCUCAACCUUCUGCCACCACAUCAAAGAUCCUUCCCCUAAUUUGCAAAAAGACAAGACCUCAAUACAAACCUUCACCAGCAACAGCAAAUGAAAAUCCUCGAAGCAGGCAUCCGCCAGCAGCAGCAACCAAUGACAAGUCCAUGGUGCAUCCGCCACAAUCUUCUGCACUAGAAAGCCGGGUGACCCGUCCUCUGAGGUUCCCUGCAGCAGGAGCAGCACCUUAUGUUCCCAUUCGACAAAUGAGAUCACCUUGCCAUGGGAUUGCACCUCCAGUGGCUAUGAGGACCAUAGUACCUGUGUUCUCCGCACCACCUCUGCCACCACCUGCGUCAGUCCAUCAGGUUAUACGGGCUCCUCCUGUACGAGUAGCUCCUCCGGUCAGUAUUCGGCAAGCUGUUCCUGUAUAUGCCGCCCCGCCACCAAGAAAAGAUGAACCUUCCCCUGUCCAAAAAGAUCUACCUGCCAGUAAUGCCCCUGUCGAGCAAGAUAAGCUUCCAGCUAAAAUUCUAGAGAUGGACAAGACUGAGAACAACCCACAUCAAUCCGAGACUUUGCUGAGUUUGGAUCAGCUGAAAAUUUGAAAUUUAUUUGAGUGGGUCUGAAUUCAUUAGAUCACCAUCAUGUUUUUGUUGUGAUAGCUUGGUUCGCAUCCUAUAAUGAGUGAUGUAAAAUUAUCCCUUCCUUUUUCCUUCUUACCCCAUUUUGUCCUGUUAAAUUCAAGGGUUGGCACAGGUUAAUUAGCAUCAGCAGUACAAUUUCUGUAAAAUUUAAGAGCAGUUUGGCAUAAUUUUACUAGUUUGUACUGUAAGUAUGUAUGUCAUAUUUUAUCAUACCUUUUUAGCAAGUAUGCGAGCUUGAUUAAUGAUUAUUGCUCGCCUUAUCCUA